AACAAAAGUUACACACACUCAAAGUUCUCUUUCUUAUUCCAGACCAACACUUCACAAGAUGUCAAACAGAUCAGAAACAAAGGGGAGAAGGUUAUCAAAGGCGCCACGCAAAUCAUCACUUUCUGUACGUGAGGCAAGUACAUCAUCACAAAUCUCAGAUCAGCAAAAUGCAAUGAUGGAUGAUUCGGAUGAUCCUUUGUCCGAUUCAUUUGAUCCAAGUCGAUUAAAGGUGGUCGAAUUGAGAUCACUCUUACUUCAAUUUGAUGUUCAUGUCAAAUCAUCUGCACGAAAACAAGAUCUGAUCGAUGCAUACAUUCGAGAUAUUCGUGAAAACGCAAAUGAAUUAAGAGCAAAACGCAAUAGCGAUCUCAAUGUACGACCGGAUGGAAGAGGAAUCAUUUAUUUGAGUAAUGGACAGAUACAAAGGAGUCAGGUAGGAUCGGAAAUAAAGGAAGAAGAAGAAACGUCGGAUAUUUUGGAUGAGAGCGUAGAUCGAAACAGAGCAAGGAGAUCUGUUUCUUUUGUCGAUGAAUCCUCCAGCGAGACAGGUGAAGAUGUGAUUACACGUGAACAAGAUCUAUCUGCAGAUGUAUCUUCCUUUUCAACGGACAAUCCUUUCCAAAGCAACACACCGACAAGCAAGAGCUCAACAAAACUCUCGGCAAGAAAGUCAGAACCUGCAAAGAGCACCAAAAAGCAGAGUAAACCAAAAGCCUCAUCAUCUCGUCAUUCUUUGUCAAAUAUGCAGCGAUCUUCACUAGAUGAUGAAGAUGAGGCAGACGAUAGCAUCUCCAACUCACCCUUGAGUCCGACGCUGCGCAAACAGAAAAAGGCGCGGGAUUGGGUCGAUCGUGGAAAGAAUUUGCUGGAAAGAGAAAUCGGUCAACCUAGUGAAACGGCUGUGACCUUCUCGAGCAUCGUUUCAUCGAUUGCUUUGAUCACCUUUUCCGUUUGGUGGAUCUGGUAUACACGAGAGAGCAAAACUAUUGGCUUUUGCGAUUUAGGACGAAAGAGCAAUAUUGUCCUUGAUACGCGGCGAAUUGAACAUGCUGCCAAGAUUGUCCAACAACGUGCAGAAGGACGAAAUGAGCUAUUACUCCAAAUGCAGAUACCCCAAGCUUUACAACCGUCUUGUACGCCAUGUCCUGCGCAUGCUCGAUGCGAUGAUGGAGCACUUACAGAAUGUGAAUCUUCCGAUUACGUUCUACGAUACCCUUUCCUAAGCCAGAUUCCGCUUAUUGGUUCAUCUUUACCGCUUUCUUACAUCGCUCCUUCUUGUGAUCCAGAUGAAGAGAAAGUGUUGCUAGCAGCCGAUCUGGCAGACGAAAUUGAAAAUCGGCUAAGGACAUGGAAAGCUGACGUAUACUGUAACCGACAAAGGGCAAGACUUGGUCCGCGUGAUGAACCUGAUUGGGGACAAGAAGGAAUUUAUGCAGUUCCAUUGUCGGAUUUGUAUCAUGAACUCAAGAGUGCAGCAGAACGUGGUCAAGUUUUACGCACGCAAGGCGAACAAUUCUUCAAACAAUUGUGGGAUCUGGCAAUGGCGGAUUUGGAAGCUUCAAAUAGGGUUCAAGAAAGAUCUUCUCGUCUCUUGGCCGUACGUGGACCAGUUGGCGUAGGUCUGUCUUGCAGGGCCACAUUGGCAAUGUCAAACGUUUGGCUCAGAUUACGAUUUUGGCUUGCAGGAACGCUUACUUUGGUAGGAGUUUUCUAUUGGCUCCUUUCUCGUUUACGCGGUACUUCAGAAUUACAAAAGAAAGCUCAAGGAUUGGUAAAAGUUGCACUUAAAAGAUUGCAAACGGCAAAACAACGUCAUAUCGUCUUUAUCAACAGCUCCAACGCAUCGCCGGCGUCUUCACCAGGAUCAACGGAUGCUUAUCUUUCCAUAGCACAACUACGCGAUUCUCUCAUCCAACAAGGUGAGAAGGGAGCAGAGAAGAAGAACUUGUGGAGCAAGGUGACCAAACUUGUUGAAUCGAAUGCCAACGUACGCACAAGACAAGCAAAAGUUCAAGGUGAAUGGACACGUGUAUGGGAAUGGGUUGGUCCUUUAGAGGGAGAGCAAUACGACAUGGUUCAAAGAUCGCCCGCCUCUCCUGCAUCACAAAAAGCCUAAAGAAUGGAAUAAUCUUGCUUGGUUGAUUAGACAGAUAUAUCUUAUAAGGAAUACAUGUAUUACUGUACAAAUAAGAGGAGAAAAAAGAGCUAAAAAUGAAUUACUUGAACAAAAG
Messenger RNA from Meira miltonrushii, 2231 nucleotides. RefSeq lists its product as uncharacterized. Gene Ontology annotation, cellular component: nuclear inner membrane. NCBI's taxonomy places the organism in Eukaryota, Fungi, Basidiomycota, Exobasidiomycetes, Exobasidiales, Brachybasidiaceae. The coding region runs from base 59 to 2116 and encodes 685 amino acids. The record is from RefSeq and is a predicted model, not a curated record. Gene Ontology annotation, molecular function: chromatin binding. The transcript has a single exon.